UUCAACGAAGACUUGUAUAUCAAAGAGGCGAGACAAUGAAGCUAGUUGCACAUAAUUUUCCGCUAUCGUAACGCUUCGUUCGCCGUCAUGUUCAAUAACGUAACACCUGAGAGGGCGAUUGCCUUUACCAAGCAAAGUGUAAUCAUGACUGCUUUGUGGCCGCUUGCCCCGACAGCGACCAAGUUCGAGAGGAUCCGUUACACAGCUCUAAGAACAUUUUAUGUAACGAACGCGAUCUUUCUUCUACUCCCUCUGCUUAACGCAAUACGCGUACACAAGGAGAAUCCCGCGGAAGUAAGCAGAGCAAUUAUGUUCAGCGUUGCUAUCUUUAGUGUACUCGUCAGAACCGUCUUCGGGGUUUAUCAAUACGAUCGAUUUCAGCGCGUGUUCGAGGAUAUGAAAAGCUACCUGGAGAACGCGAAACCGUACGAGAGGAGCGUUCUCCAGAAGUACAUCGACCGCUAUUGCGGUUUCUACGGGAUGAUGGGAGUAUGGAUCUACAUGUUAGUAGUUGUUACUAUCAUUGGAUUCAUUCCCACAAAGGACGCCAUGCCCACUAACGCAGUAUAUCCGUUUCGUAUCGACCAUGAGCCCGUGCGGACCAUCAUUCUUCUAAACCACUGCAUCGUUGGAUUUCAGUGCGCCGCGCAUUUGAAUCUUAAUAUACAGACGGCCUUAUUAAUAUUCUUCGCCGCGGCACGCUUUCAGAUUUUAAUGAUAAAAAUGAGGAACGUUAAGGACUCUGCUACGUUAGCGAAGUACAUGACGCAGUAUGACGAUACAAAACGGUUUGCGCGAGAAGUGAUUACAGCGACUACACCCUAUUGUUUUAUAACGGUGGCUGCAGGCUUUUUGAUAACCAUCUUUAGCGCUGUCAGCCUUAUCGGAGUCGGUAUAAUUGAAGAUUAUUAUUAAUACACUGCAGAUUUAUA
Messenger RNA from Ceratina calcarata, 932 nucleotides. RefSeq lists its product as uncharacterized. The coding region runs from base 88 to 915 and encodes 275 amino acids. The record is from RefSeq and is a predicted model, not a curated record. The transcript has 3 exons. Gene Ontology annotation, cellular component: membrane. Gene Ontology annotation, molecular function: olfactory receptor activity; odorant binding. NCBI's taxonomy places the organism in Eukaryota, Metazoa, Arthropoda, Insecta, Hymenoptera, Apidae. Gene Ontology annotation, biological process: sensory perception of smell.